UGUGCGCAUGCCGAUCCAUCGCUUCCACAUGUGAACGUUACGUGUACAUCGAAAACAUCCAUUAGGAAGAUUUUAUAGCAUACCAUGUAAUUAUUUUGCUCAGAAGAUUCAUUGUGCCUUCCCCACGUGACAUACACCAGACCUUCAUAUUGCGAAUGCCCUAUCGCCUGGUUCAAGCUUUAUCGUACGUGUCUGUAACAAAUUGAAGUGUUUUUAGUCUGUGAUCCGAUGAUGUUUGCAAUGCCGAAAAAGACCGUUAGAUACCUGAUUCUACUGGUUCUUCUUUGUCUGUUACUGUUUCUAAUUCUACAUAAGCGCAAUGGUGCGACAUCAUCACUUUCAGAAUAUGGAUACGAAGCGCCGACUGUUAAAAAGUUUACUGGAACAAAUCUAGUUGAAGAAAUAAAUGAAAGAUUGAUUCGUCCGCUCAAAGGAGCCAAAUUUAGUGCUGUUGUUACACAGUUCUUGAAGGGGCAGGGCAAAACACCCGUGGGAACAGAAAUCCAGACACUUGCUGCCAGUUCCAUAAAGCAAAGGGACAUAUCAUUAACGUCAAAAGAAGAAGAAAUAUUUCGGAAAUGCAAGCGUACGGCAGCUGCUGACAGGAAUAGGAACAUGCCAAUGUUCUUUGGUGGAAAAACCCAAGAAAUUCGUCGCACACACCAUUCAUAUUUGAACGAAAACUCUUUAUUAAUGGAAAUAGGCGGGAAUUGGGGCUGGGAUGCCGGUAACUUCUCAAAACUCUUUAAUCCAAGGUAUAUUAUUCUGGAACCACUCCAACCGUACGUCGACAUAUUAGAGAAGAAAUUCGAGAAUAAAACUAAUGUUAACGUGUAUAAUUUAGGUCUAGGGGGAAAGAACGAAUCCAUAUUGGUUAAGAUUGAAGGAAAUAACGCGUGCGCCACAUCGAAAUUUUCUGGGAAGACAGAUGGAAAUGUUCGUAUUUACAUAAUUGAAGCCACCUCAUUUAUGACGGGGCUUGGAGUUGGGGUAUUUGACGUCGAUCUCCUAACUAUGAACUGUGAAGGAUGCGAGUUUGAGGCUUUAGAGAAUCUACUCAGCUCUAAUAUCAUCGAGAAAUUCAAGAACAUUCAGUGGGGCACUCAUAGUUUACUAAAGGGAAUGAAAGAUCCUGAAGAACGCUACUGUAGGAUGACGACUCUCUUAGCCAGGACACAUCGACCCACUUAUCGGUAUAAUCUGAUUUGGGAGAGCUGGCGACGAAAUGAUCUCGCCUAAACAAAGAUUCACCGAAGUCAGACUAGGUAAACAAGGAAUUCAGAUGGUUCGCUUCGAACAGGAAACUUUGGAGACAUUUUUAAAAAUUCCACUGUGUUACUCUUAACACCAGUCCAUAUAAGUAAUAUAAUGAACGAGUGGUACAUUAAAUAAACAGCUGUGAAAAUGAGGAAGCAUUAUUAAUUUCAAAUCUAAUUAUCUCCAGACAUUUUAUAGUGGUGUGUUGUCAUAUCCUAUAUUGCCUGACGUUCAUUCCAAGGAUGUACAAUUUUGUGAAUUGUCGCUCACAUUCCUUACACAUAGAUAGUUCUAAGAGCAGGCCAAUGCUAUUUUCGACACCUCUGGAAUGUCCAGCGUAUCAGCUUAAUUACCAUAACGCACCGAAAAGAUGAAAAAGAAGGAAAGGCUGUUGAAUCUUAUCUUAUCAAUAUAUGUCUUUGUAUAGAUGAUGUAAGUUAAAUAUCAAAUCUCGUGUUUCUUAUUUUUAUGUUUAUUUCGAGAUCCAAGGUAAUGUGAAUGUAACUCAAAAUUACCCAAACUUGGUGUCUUUAGCAACGAUUUACACAAUCUAAAUUUUGCCUAACUUUGGGAUGGUGGGCUAAUUAAAUCACCCUACGACCGUGAUCUGUGAUCCGUCCGUGAACAAUAUAUGUUAUCACUAUUUCCUAUGAAGUACAGAAUUUAUCUCUCAACUUUCUUACAUAGGUUUCCCGUUGUCCCUAGUUAUGUGAAUGAAUUUUGGACCAGAAUAAGAAAACGGCUGAAAUGUUCUAUUUUUUUAGAGGAAGUUUAAGAUUGCAUAUAAUAAAGAGCAAAGAAAGAGAAAAGAAAAGAAGAGAAAAGAUCUAACUUUUAAAGAUUAAAUAUUGGUGGGCGUCAGUAUGCCUCUGGAAUCUCUAGUGUUUAUUUUGUAAAUCAUAUUACGGUUUAUGUUGUAAUAUAUCCAUGAUAAUAUAAAAGAACAUAUAGCUAGCCAAAGAUCAGUAUUUCUGAAGUAGUGCACGUUUUAUACGUGUGCGUGUUCUCGUUUAUGUAAUCAUAGAGAAGAACCUUUCCGUGUGCUAUGUAUUCAAUAUCAAGAUAAGUUUUUACUCACUCAUUAUUUUCAUUAUAAUUAUUAUCGAUUUGUGUUUUUUUACUUAUGUAAUCAGAGGCUUUUAUCCUGCUAUGAUGUAAAAUACGACGCACAUUAAAAAAUAUAGUAUAUUAUUUUACAUAACUAUUGUCCUCUAAUUUAUAUGUGAUGUUUGAUAAGGUGGAUAUUUUAUGUUCUAUCGUCAUAAAUAAAUAAAAUUUAAUUCAUGAAAUAAAUACAUUUGUGUUAGAUGGUUACUUUAUAUAUUCAUGUAUAUAUAUAUAUAUAUAUGUAUAAUUGUCAUAAUCCUACAGAUGUUCUUCACAUUAUAAUGUUAUGUAAGUUGGCUCUUGCAUGAUUUUGUUAUUUGUAAUAAGAACUUGAACACCUGGUGACCAUCUGUUACCCUAUGUAAUUUGUAUCUCUUGUUAUUUGGAUGUAUGUGUGCGCACGUGUUAGCUAAGAGGGCCGAGUAGGGCAACUCGCUAUGCGGUCACGGUUUUAGCUUGACCAGUCAGAGGGGCUGUUCACGUGACCAGCGGCAGUAGCCUUGAUGCGAGGCGGUCAGGGCCUGGAUUGACCAAUCAGCGAGGCGCGCACCUCUUCGUGGUUUUGACCGCGUCAUAUCUUCAUCACUCCUCAUAAUUUUUCUGUUGAUGUGAUUACGUUUAAUAUCUUUCGAAGUCCCACCCAAACCACACUCCCACAUUUUGUCUUGAGCCAGCUUAUAUAUCCAUGUUUUUGUUUUUUUUUAAUUCAAACUUAUUUGUGUAUGCCGAUAAUUUGUACCCCAUCUUUUUGUUGUACAUAUAGACUGAAGUUAAUGUCAUUCAGAUCUAUAUAUCAUAUAACAACAGUGAUUAAUAUCAUGGUUGUAUUUGAAAUGUUCCUGUCAUUUAAUAAAUGACCAUUUGACAACAUUUCUUUUCCCUGUUGUUUUUUUGUUUUGUUUAUAAGACAUGUACAACAAAUAACAAGCUGCAGUCUCUGAGCUGGGUUACCAUGCUAACACAAAUGAAUGUGAUGUCAUUCGAUUAGCGUCAGUGCACAAUCGAGCUCUUAUUGGUGUUGUAUAGGCUGUAUCACGAUUUGUCCACCUUUGAAAAAUAGCACGGGCAGCGAAAUGUCAGUAAUCGGAUUAUAGUCUAUUCAGAUGAAUUUACCUGUGGUUUACUUGUGGUUACCUGUGCCAUCUAUCCAAUGUUGGAAACUGAUAUCAUAUCGAACGAUAGAAAUUUCAUUUAAGUGUUCAAUAAAUUAAGAUUUAUAUCGGCAACAGUCCUGUUGAGAAAUCCUCAAUCAUAUCAAAAUGUGAGAACAGACACAAUCUGGUUCAUGAACAUUAUCAUUUUACCGUCAUCAUGGUCAUUUCAUUGAGAAAUAUUUUAUUUGUGCAAUUUGAAACUGAACGUUUUUAAUGCUCGCAUGUUGUUUCCUUUGUUUUAUACAUUAUGACAUUACUUACUUUACAUGACGGGUGACGUCAAUGAAGCAAAAGACGCUUACCCUUCUGGAACACCCGAUCCUUGUGUCGCACGAACGAUGGGCCUUUGACGACUGGGGGCGGGACGAAAGAGGGAAAAUCAAUGAAUUUCUUUAAAAUCUAUCUGGUUCUUCAGGAAUUGCAAGAUAUUGUCGAUAUUUUGUUUGAAGCAUUCUUGGGUGAUGGGAAAUAAAUUUUUUGUAUAGAGCGCGGGUUUCCACCCACGGGGGUCUGAUAGACGAGGCCAAACAGGGAAAAUCUAACACCAAAGUAGGUUUAGUUAAUUUUCUUAUCAUUAAAAAAUAUUAUGUUUUGCAUUAUCGACUUAAAUAUCUAAGUUAGCGAUACAGGCCCUCUGGGCCUCUUGUUUGAAUCAUGGCUUUGUUGAUGAUGAAAAAAUACACACCUUGCCAAAAUUAGUUCACAGUAUUUGUAAAAAAAAAACUCUUUGUUUGAAAGGAUUUGUAUUUGCAUGUUAUUUAUGUUUUCUUUCCGCGAUAUGAAGUUGAGUGUGCGUAAUACUCAUAAUUCUGUAUGCCUGCUAGUUUGCGUGUUGUAAUAAUGAUUCUCAUUUUAGAUUAAUUUUGAUUUACAUUAAUAUUCAUUGCGGAUAUCGUCUGUGAAAAUGCGCCCGUCACAUAGACAGGCUCUUGUAUAUUUCCAAGGUAUCCAUGUAAAUGUUUUAUUUUGUUAUUUUUUUCAGAAUUUUCGAUAUUUUCAUCGAUUUUGUGUAUUAACACACUAGUAUUCCAUUUUUAUUUUCUUAUUUGUUUAUUUGUAUUAUACGAUCUAAUUGUGUUAUUGUGUAGAAUAUGUUACCUGCCUGUGUUCGAAAUAGAUUUAUCUCAGUCGACAUUCUAUAAUAAAUUUAAUGUGAUAUUACAGAAUGUCAGCGAUACACUGAGAUAAAUUGAUGUUGAUGUUGAUUCACUUUCUCGGACAUUGUUUUAUCAAAAAUUCCGAAAUCUUGCACAAUCGUUUUUUUUUCAAAUUUUUUGGUUCAGUUAUACUACCUUUCUUUGUGGUGAUACGUCAGAAAGACAAUUUAAUAUGGUAUCAUUUUAAUAGUGACUUCACUUGGUAUCAAAUAUCGUACAAAUGUACCAGAUAGAUCGAAGGAGACUAAAAAAUCCAGCAAUGGGUAGGCCAUGAUAUUUCCUUGUUACAUGUACAGUGUAUAGUAUUGUUAAGAUUACUUUUUUCAGUGUAUUUUAUUUCAUUUUGAUGUCCUGUAAAAAAUAAUAAUAAACAAAUUUGUAUCUCAAAAAUAGUAUGUCUGGAAUGUGUUGACAGUUGCUGUCAGUAGUGACUUAUUUGUACUAGACCUAGAAUGUUCCCUUCAUAUGUACGUUGAUGUGCUUUCCUUUUUUGUCAGUAAUAUAUAACAUUUUGUAAAAUAACAUCUUUAAUACAAAACAGCAUUUAAUGAGACGUAGAUAUUUGAUAACUUAUAUCUUUUUCUAAAAACAUGAGAAGCAUAAAUGACAAAUGAAACCCAUGAUUCAGACAAUAAGUGAAAAGUUUGAUACCAUUAAAACAAUUGAUACUCAUUAUAUAGAAGGUAAAAUCCUGAAUUUGAAUAUUUGAUACACGGUAAAGAAAUUUAAGAUCAUUGUUCACCUUCGUAUAUUAUUUGUAGAUUUUACAAAGCGCCAUUGUAGAGAACAAAGAUGGGAUGAAGCUGUCGCCACACGUAAUUAUUGUUGUAUGAUAAUUUAGUUAAAAAACUAAAGGCCUUUAUUGAUCUUGUAAAUAUUUCUUCACAAUAAAAACAAAUCAAAUUUUGAA
Molecule: messenger RNA, 5585 nt
Organism: Ylistrum balloti
Lineage: Eukaryota; Metazoa; Mollusca; Bivalvia; Pectinida; Pectinidae
Exons: 2
Coding region: 229-1239 (336 amino acids)
Source: RefSeq, a predicted model, not a curated record